AUGGUUCAAUGGUUUACCUUCCUCCAUUCUGCCCAGGGCCCCAAAAACAGGAGUGGCAUAUAUCUCGUCUGCCAAUCAAAUGUCGGCGUCAAGAACAUCGCAGAGAAGCUGGAGUCGAUCGGAUUUACUGAUUGGCGCCUCAUAGUUUCGAAUGAGUUCAAAUUUGAAUGGCAUGAGCACUUAUAUGAGAAGAUUAAAGAAUACGUCAUCGAAUCGACUGAUCUGCCCAGAAGUAUGGUAGCAACGAAGAAGCUUCUGGGCGAAGCGCGAGUCAUUCUAUGUACUUUGAGCAUGUUCACUUCAGAGAAAAUGGACAGAUGUGGAAUUACCCGGGCUCUCGCUGUACCCGAGGUUCUCAUUGUUGAUGAGGCUUCUCAGGUACUGGUGAAUGAGUACAUGACGUGCUUCACUAACUUUUGCGCGACGCUGAGACGAGUUUGUUUUGUCGGGGAUGAUAAACAACGCAAGUGGGCCAAACUACUAAGGCUACCUAUUGGUGACUUCUUGUCUCGCGAAGUUUAUAACAAUGAGCUACAUUCCUGCCACGGGAUCACGUCGGUCAACUCUGUCCGCUUUAUAGACGUUUCCGAUGGCGCAGAGGCAAUAUCGAGCGAUAGCACACAAAAUGUCAAAGAAAUUGACGCCGUUGUGUAUUGCGUUCGCCAGCUGUCUGCUGAGAAUAAGGACCUACGUGUCAUUACGCCUUAUGAUGCCCAACGGAAUGAGAUUGAAAAAAGACUCAGGGAAGAGAAUCUUAAAUGGGAAGAGACGGUUUUCAACGUGGAUUCCUUUCAAGGCAAUGAAUGCGAUUUCAUUAUCAUCUCCAUCGUUAGAACUAUUCUUCCCGGCUUUCUGGAAGAUCAGAGGCGUAUGAACGUCAUGUUAUCCCGGGCUCGGAAGGGCAUGAUCAUCACCGCCAAUAAAUCAUUUCUGCUGAGGCAUCCUGACCUAUUGGUUACGAAGCUCGCAGCAAGCUUGGAGACUGAGUGGAUCCCGGCUCGUGAUUUGCAGACAGGAAUCAAGAUGUUCAAUGAUGAGGUACGACCAUGA
Molecule: messenger RNA, 1050 nt
Organism: Cantharellus anzutake
Lineage: Eukaryota; Fungi; Basidiomycota; Agaricomycetes; Cantharellales; Hydnaceae
Product: P-loop containing nucleoside triphosphate hydrolase protein
Exons: 6
Coding region: 1-1050 (349 amino acids)
Molecular function (GO): helicase activity
Source: RefSeq, a predicted model, not a curated record